This is a messenger RNA of Ceratina calcarata, 1713 nucleotides long. RefSeq names its product succinic semialdehyde dehydrogenase (gene Ssadh). NCBI's taxonomy places the organism in Eukaryota, Metazoa, Arthropoda, Insecta, Hymenoptera, Apidae. The annotation marks the transcript as partial. Gene Ontology annotation, molecular function: succinate-semialdehyde dehydrogenase (NAD+) activity. Gene Ontology annotation, cellular component: mitochondrion. Gene Ontology annotation, biological process: GABA catabolic process. The record is from RefSeq and is a predicted model, not a curated record. The transcript has a single exon.
AAAAGUAUCUCGAGCUCUGUACCUAAAUUGAGUAGAUCUUUACACCUUGUACGAGAUCAAGCAUAUGUGAAUGGAAAAUGGAUAGGAGCCAUGAAGAAAGAAAGAUUUCCCAUUUACAAUCCAGUUGAUAAAUCUGUGAUUACUUCUGUUCCUGAUAUGGAUGUUGAAGAUACUAAAUUAGCAAUUAAUUCAGCAUCCAAAACUUUUCUGUCGUUCAGAAAAACAACUGCAAAGGAAAGAAGCGAUUUACUUAGAAGAUGGUACGAUCUAAUGGUGAAACAUUCCGAUGAAUUAGCAGCGAUUUUAACAAUGGAAAAUGGGAAAUCUAUUGAUGAAUCAAAAGCUGAAAUCAAAUAUGGAAAUUCAUUUGUUGAAUGGUUUUCGGAAGAAGCUAGAAGAAUCGAGGGAGAGAUAUUGCAACCACCAAUACGUACUAGACAACUUUUUCUAUUUAAGGAACCAAUUGGAGUAGCUGCUUUAAUCACACCAUGGAAUUUUCCGCAUGCUAUGAUCACACGUAAAGCAGCUGCUGCUAUUGCUACCGGAUGUACCUGUGUAAUUAAACCUUCAGAAGAUACACCAUUAACUGCUUUGGCACUGGCUGAUCUUGCAGAGAAAGCAGGUUUUCCUCCUGGAACGUUGAACGUGAUCACAACAAGCUUGAAAAAUUCACCCGCUGUUGGCAAAGAAUUAUGCGAAAAUUCUGAUGUAAAAGUUUUAUCAUUUACUGGAUCGACACCUGUAGGGAAAAUUUUAUACAACCAGUGUUCUUCAAAUAUAAAGCGACUCAGUCUCGAAUUAGGAGGUAAUGCGUCAUUUAUUGUAUUUGAUUCAGCAGACUUAGAUUUAGCUGUGCAAGGUGCCAUGGCAAGUAAGUUCCGAAACUGUGGUCAAACAUGCGUUUCGGCAAAUAGAUUCUUUGUACACAGCAGUAAAUUCGACAAAUUUAUAGAAAUGUUUUGUUCGAAAAUGAAAAGUGAGAUUAAAAUGGGUGAUGGUAGUAAAAAAGGCAUUACACAUGGCCCUCUUAUUAAAGAAAGUCAGUUGAAAAUGAUACAUGGAUUAGUUACUGAUGCAGUAGAAAAAGGAGCAAAAGUGCAUUGCGGUGGGACACCAUUGCCAGACUUAGGGCCGUUGUUUUAUGCGCCCACGCUCAUGACAGAUGUUACUAAAGAAAUGAAUAUAUAUAAUAAAGAAAUAUUUGGCCCGGUAGCCGUCAUUCACAAGUUUGAAACGGAAGAUGAAGUUAUAGAUAAAUCCAAUGAUACACCUGUUGGUUUGUCCGGAUAUUUUUAUUCUCAAGAUCUAUCACAAAUAUUUAGGGUAGCAAAGAGAUUAGAAGUCGGUAUGGUUGGCGUAAAUGAAGGAUUGAUUUCUACUGCUGAAGCAGCUUUUGGCGGGGUGAAAGAGUCAGGUUUAGGAAGAGAAGGUUCUAAGCAUGGUGUCGAGGAUUUCCUUGAGAUAAAAUAUGUAUGCAUUGGAAACAUACAUUACUGAUGAGUAUUUUGUUGAACAAUUCACUCAACUAGCUGGCCUAGAGGUAUUGACCUAUUGUUUUUAUUCAGCGAAUCUUGCAAAUGCUCAGAAAUGAUAUAUUUUGAUAAUCAAUAUAGCAAGACGAAGUUUAUAAUACUUUUUUUGUAUAUAAUAAGAAUAAUUAAAUAAUGGUAAUGCAUUAUUUUAGCGCAAUGUAUUAUUAUUUAUAAAUCUGAA